Molecule: messenger RNA, 756 nt
Organism: Volvox carteri f. nagariensis
Lineage: Eukaryota; Viridiplantae; Chlorophyta; Chlorophyceae; Chlamydomonadales; Volvocaceae
Exons: 6
Coding region: 1-756 (251 amino acids)
Source: RefSeq, a predicted model, not a curated record
AUGGAGGACGACUGUGGCCGGCCCUGGAACGAUCCACAUCCAUUUGGCAGACCACUGAGGCCUAAGACAAAAGUGCUGGAGCAGCAGGGGCCCGCGGUUGAUCGGCUGCAGGUUGAAGCCACCGAGAGGCAAGUUCCCUGGAGGGACGAUUACAAUGAGGCAAGGCCCUGCGAGGUGGCGGUCAUCUCCGGCUGCGGCAUGUGCGGGCUGGUCAGGGCGCUACCGGGCAACACAGCCCAGGGCCUUCGCUCAAGCUUUCGUCGAGCUGUCCGCGCCGUCACAGCAUGUCAUGGUGUGCUACGCCGCCUGCCACCGCGCCGCCGCCGCCAUCCCCCGGCGAACAGCGGCAUUGGCGAUUCUGUCGCCACUGCUGAAGCCGCUGCCGCCCCACCCAGCUUCACGCUUAACGAUGAGCUAGCCGACCGGUACCGCACCGCGCCCUCCAGCCCCCGAGCCUGGUCCAGUAUCGGACAUGGCGUCUUCGCGGCGCCUUUUCACGGCACCGCCUGGCGUUCUUCCGCUAGCCAUGUGGGCACGUCCCCAUAUGUCUGUCCAACAGCAGGGGAGGCAACGCCGCUGCCGGCGCAAAUGCAGUACGGCGGCGGGCAUAAAGUAGAGCUCCACUUGGCGAACCCUGAAUUGUGCCUGCAUGCCGGGUUAACUGACAACUGUCAACGCUACAGCUACAGGGGGGGGGAGGUCAGUCCGACGGGGGCGGGAGAAGGGGGCCAGUGUCUCAUUGUGCCUCCAGUAUGA